This is a messenger RNA of Schistocerca gregaria, 7080 nucleotides long. Its product is annotated as hypoxia-inducible factor 1-alpha inhibitor-like. Gene Ontology annotation, molecular function: [protein]-asparagine 3-dioxygenase activity; peptidyl-histidine dioxygenase activity; ankyrin repeat binding. The coding region runs from base 617 to 1615 and encodes 332 amino acids. NCBI's taxonomy places the organism in Eukaryota, Metazoa, Arthropoda, Insecta, Orthoptera, Acrididae. Gene Ontology annotation, cellular component: cytoplasm; nucleus. The record is from RefSeq and is a predicted model, not a curated record. Gene Ontology annotation, biological process: negative regulation of Notch signaling pathway; peptidyl-aspartic acid hydroxylation. The transcript has 6 exons.
AGUUCACCUAUAAGGUGGGGCCGGUCUAGUCCAUCUGUAUAGGAAAUAUGCCUAAUACUAGUGUAAUGUUUCCAAUACAUUCAUUUAUUCUUGUUAUAAACAUAUCAUGUAGGAUUGCUUGAUGGGUGAAUAACUCGUUAUUUUAACGCAAUGGAGCAUAGUGAUGUUAAAAACGGUAGCAUCCGUCCGGAAAUAACUAUGCAUUACAGUGAGGUACUUUAAAUUAUCGAGCUAAGUACUACGUAGUCGUAGUUUGGUCCAAAACUUGCUUUUCAUUUCUGCGCUUAAGGAAGCAUAAGUCAUGCUGAUUUUUCAACAGCUCCAACUUUGCGAUUUUUUCACUAAUUUGAUUUUUCGGAACGUAUUUUUAAUUGCGAGCUAAAGUGAAUACUUUGAUGACUUUAAAUAAUCAGGAGAACAAGCGUAAGGCCGAUUAUAUGCAGCAUAAAAACCUGACUUCAACGGCGUGCAUUUCAUUUUUCCCUCUCGCUGUUCUUGCGACUGUGGCAUGGCGGGAAAAGCUUGCGACGCCGAAGGUGCCUACGUGACUUUCUGAACCUCUCCCUCGGCCAGUGUAUAUCGUAGUUGGCAGUAGCGGUGUGUGGGCGCACCAAUCAUGGGGGACAAGAAUGGCUGGGAUCAAAGUCAGUUGCGAAAAUACGACAUUCCCUUGGAUGAAAUACCAAGACUCGACGUAAAUGAUCCACUAGUCGACAAGUACAUAUCGGAAAAUAAACCGGUUGUUAUAACGGGAACAAAUUUGGUCGGCUCAGCAGAGAAAUGGGAUUUAGAAUACUUGGAAAAACAUAUGGGUGUUGCAGACCACACGGUCUUUCUUUCUCGCAACCACAAAUUCAAGUAUUUCGAUGACAAAAAGGUCCCACAUGGUGCGAAUGAAGGAAAAAUAGACUUUACGCCUCCAACACGGCGACUUGACAUGAAAUUUCCUGAAUUUUGCCGGCGCCUCAAAGACUGGAAGAGAGGAGAGGAAAGGAUGUACCUCCAGCAAGCACUGAAUAGUUCUGUUGGUCAAGCAAUAGUUCAUGACUUUCUUAACUUCAACUGGGACUGGAUCAACAGCAAACAAAAAAAGAAUGGCUGGGGUCCACUUACAUCAAAUUUGCUUUUGAUAUCAAUGGAAGGUAAUGUUACACCAUGCCAUUAUGAUGAGCAGCAGAACUUCUUUGCCCAGAUCAAAGGCUAUAAGCGAUGUAUUUUAUUUCCACCUGAACAAUUUGAAUGUUUUUAUCCAUACCCAGUGUACCAUCCCCAUGAUCGGCAAAGUCAGGUUGAUUUUGAACGACCAGACUACAGUAGAUUCCCAAAGCUUCGAGAAGCUCAUGGCCAGGAAGCAGUUCUGGGUCCUGGAGAUGUUUUGUACAUACCUAUAUACUGGUGGCAUCACGUAGAAUCCUUGAUGCGUGGUGGUUACACAGUUUCAGUUAAUUUUUGGUUUAAGGCUGGUCCAACGGGCCAAAUAACAUACCCAUUGAAGGGCCACCAGAAAGUGGCAGUGAUGCGUAAUGUAGAGAAGAUGUUGAUUGAAGCAUUGCAAAACACGCAAGAAGUUGGCCCACUUCUCAGAGCACUGGUCCUGGGCCGAUACACAGACUGAUGAUACUGUGAUUAUUUUUGUACUACUUGUAAGAUAGCUGUAAUCAUUUUCCUUGUCACAGUCAUGUAGUAAAGAGCUGUAAAAGUUCUGAAACUGCUGCCAUUCAUGUACUCCUUGAAGCCAUCAAGCAGUUUUGCUUUGGUUUGAUAUGGGUUGCUUUCAUGCCUUCAGUGAUGCUCCGUAAGGUAUGUUCACUUGGCAGAUCCAUUUAUUAUUUGUGUAAUAAAGUGCUGUUGCAUUACAAGAUUGUAGUGCAUCUUGCUUUUGCUACAGGGACUUCAUAUUCAUUGCUGUAAUUAACAUAAUUCACUCAUUGUCAUAUUUUAAAACCACUUGUGAUUUGUUUUUAUAUGUGAUCCUUGACUGUCGUUUAAGUUUACAGGGAAAUUGAAAAUGUGUCAUUAGUUACCAAAAGUUAACCACUUUUUAAAAAUUUUUAAAUUACUGCAUUAAAUGCAAAAUGUUAUACGGAAUGUGAUAAUUUAUUUCUUUCAUAUUGAGCAAGGAUUGAUGUAUUCUAUUAAUUGGAAUUUCAUGAAGUACCAAUAAUUGUGCAGUUGCUAGUGGCAUGCUGGGACUUCUGAAAAGUAUAAUUUUGUAAUUUUUUUCUACACUUUGUUGGCAUGUCCAGUUUAGAACAGAAGCAGUUUUACAUUAAUACUGUUUUAUUGCACUAGACUAUAUCAGCAAGUAAUAGCUCAAAAUUUGAACACUUCUUCGUGGAGGAAAGCAAUUUUUAAAAGUAUAGUUCAUGUUUUUAUGCUCUGUCACUUAGACUAAACCUAUUUUGCUGUGUUUAGUUGGUAUGUAUUAAUAUUCCACAAUUUUUACUGUGUGAAAAAUAGUGACAAAUAAGGAAUAUUUCCAAGUGUAAUCAUUGGAGGAUCCAUAAUGACGUGAGAAAUGAGAUCCUGCAGGUUAGUUGAUUGGCUCAUAGAAGCAGUUGGACUCUUUUUUUUUUUGUUUUUUUUACAUGUAUAUAUGUAAUCCGCAGUCCACAUUGCCGCAUGUAAAGCUAUGUGUAUCAUUAUCCAUUUUCCACCCCUCACCUAAAUUUUUUGUGAGAUGUGUGGGAAGAACAUGCAUCCUCAGAAUGCUAACAAUUUACAGUGGAUUUCCAAAUAAUGGCAAAUAUGUCUGACCCAGGUGCUCUCUUUCAUACACCUGAGAAAGAAGUAGAGCUGUUUGUUAGUUUGUGUGCAUUCUCAAAAUGCCAUGUCUCUUGUUAGUCCAGUUCAUCCACUAGGUGCAUUAAGACACCUUCAUUUCCUCAGAUUGUCUUCUCAGUAAAAGGACAGAAUUGUAAACACACACCGAGCGAGGUGGCGCAGUGGUUAGAUACUGGACUCGCAUUCGGGAGGACGACGGUUCAAUCGCGCGUCCGGCCAUCCUGAUUCAGGUUUUCCGUGAUUUCCUUAAAUCGCUCCAGGCAAAUGCCGGGAUGGUUCCUUUCAAAGGGCACGGCCGUCUUCCUUCCCCGUCCUUCCCCAAUCCGAUGAGACCGAUGACCUCGCUAUCUGGUCUCCUUCCCCAAACCAACCAACUACCAACUACUUGUAAACACAGCAACCAUACAAAAACUUAGCGACAGCAAGCUAGUGCUUGUACGAGCAAUAGCCCACAAAAAAUAUGAAAUACACAUGUAAAAUAUACAUUCUGUGAAAGACUUGUUGAAAUUGCUUACUAAUAUAGUCUACACUUAGUUGGGGGGGGGGGGGGGGGAGUUUACCAUCAGUAAUUGUACCUGGAUAUACUGUAAAAAAAAAAAUGGUAUGCCUGAUUGCGAUUAAGUGUUGUGCAAUAAAAUACGUGUUACCUUCAUUUUUUUUUUUUGUACCGGUAAACUUAAAAUAUGCCAAAGCAUACUGUCUAUAAAUUCAUAAAAUGUAUUUGAGAUGUCUUUUUUCUAUAUAAUAGGAUAAUUUUAAUCAGCUCAGCUGCUACCUGAAAUAAUUUUAUUGUAUUUCCGCCUGUUAAAUUGGCAUAAGAUCAGAAGACUACCAACCUUAAUUGUGUAUGGUUUGUACUGAGGACCAUUAAACCCUGAAUACAACAAAAAAAUAUAGUGUGUGAGUGAUGGCAAAUGAAUUUUGAGUGUUUCUCAAUUGGUGUUUAAUAAAGCAAUUUUAUUACAUAAAAAUGCAGAAUUACAUAACAUUUGUAAUGAGAUGACAAUUGUGAAGUGUGUGGGGUUGUGCACUAUCAUGUUUGAAACAAGCUGUGUAUGUUGAGUAGGCUAUAUUUUCAUUUAUGGUCACAAAGUGCUGAGCAUCUGACUAAUAUUCAGCGGUGACUGUCAAGUUAGUGCUGUUCUCAUCUGCAAUAAAAUAUGGGCUAAUGCUGACAGUUGCAUAUCUUAAUUGUUAAAUGUUCAGAACGGAAAUACUUUUCAUGUAUUUUAAAAGGAUUCUCUUAGUCUUAGUAACAGAAAUUAUGAAACUUCCUGGCAGAUUAAAACUGUGUGCCAGACCGAGACUCGGACUCGGGACCUGUUCGCGGGUAAGUGUUCUUGCCCGCGAAAGGCAAAGGUCCAGAGUUCGAGUCUCGGUCCGCCGCACAGUUUUAAUCUACCAGGAAGUUUCAUAUCAGUGUACACUCCGCUGCAGAGUAAAUCUCAUUCUGGGAACAGAAAUUCUGUUUAACAUUUCCUCUCAAAUGGAAAUGAGCUUUAUUACCAUUUAUGAUUAAUGCUUUUCCAUUUCCUUCAAGCAGCGCUUGCGUUUGAGGCAAAGUUCUCCCAUUACCACAGUUUGAUCUUACGAAUAGCACACAGUUCAUAUUGUUAAAACUCUUUAAUCCUUUCACAAUAUGCACACUUAUUCCCAAGUUCAAUUCACGUGGGUAUGCAGAUCACCUUUAUCUCUAAAGCAACACAUCUUCACCUCUUAAUGUUUUCUAGGGUCCUUAACUUUAAUUAAAAUGUGACCUUUUUUCUGCCUUACUCGCUGUCAUUUACACUAUGAACACACCUGAGGCAUGAAUUGCUGCUGGGAACAGUAUAGCAGCAUCCAAGGUUGAAACGAAAGCACAAAAGAUGCUGAGCUACAUUGACAGUCUAACCAUUUUGCAAGGACUCAUUAUUUGCAAAAAGUGGCACCCUACUGCUCACAGCUGCUGGUUCUUCAGUCCUAUCCCACCUAUCCAGGUGCUGAGAUUUAAGAAAGUGAAGGUAUCCAUAUCAGAAAUAUCUGUGCUCGGUGAUUAGAGCUUAGGGUUGCUCCUACUUGUGCUUCUGGAGAGUGUGACUCGGUUACUGUCCUGAUGUUUGCACCGUGUAUUAGCAACAGAAUAGUUUCUAAUUCCAUUUCUUACACUGUGCAAUGCAAAGUUAAUCUUUGGAGGUGUGUAUGUUAGUAAACUGCACAAUGUUUAUGAAUUUAGACAACAUUGUUCAUGAGGCACAGAGAUCUGGUGCUAUGGCUGCUACUGUCGGCUCCACGGUUUUUACAUGAUGCCAAGAUCAUACACUGCCCAAUCAUCCAUGAUACUAGUAUCACGCGAAAAGCCAAGGAGCCGCCAGCACCAACCGUAGGGAGCCAAAAAAAUCUGAGGAUGGCUUUAACAUAAGCUGAAAGCAAAUGUUAUUGCCAUCUCAACUGUUGUUUUAACCAAAAUCCACAAUGUUUAGCUUUUGCAAAAAUAAUUGUAAGCUGUUUUUCUGCAAUUGUUAAUUUUAUUUGUUGUAGAAUGUGAAUCGGAAAUACUUGAGCACAACAUUUUUUAGUUACCAUUUCUUUUCCUUGUUCAUUAAUUUGGUUUAAAUAAACUUUACUUUCAGAUAGCCAGUUGUACAUGGUAGACAUUUUUACACAUUUACUCAGCAGUAUUUUUCUGGCUGUUAAGUGUUAGUGUCUUCAUCAAAUAUUUUGCUGCGCCUGUAUGGUGUUAAGAUGGUAUGAAAAUGAAGCUUGGUUCUUCAAACUUAUGGGAGAGGUUUCACUUCUGCUGCUCAGUUUUGACAUUAUUUAUCCCUUUUGACUUGACAUAAAACUGACAUGCCUGUUUGUCAGCAGGUAACUUUGAGUGAUUUUCUAAAACUGUAUUCAUGUAUAAACGGUAUAUACAGAUGAUAAUAUAUUUUGCCUUAUUAUUUUUUUAUUUGUGUAUUUAAGAUUUGUGGGUUACUUACAGGAACUUCUUAUGUAUGUUCUAUAGUUCUGUGGGUAGUAACUUCAGUGUUCAAAACUUCAUGGCUCUGGUUAUCUGUUUGGCUGAGUGGCUGUUGUACUGAGUAUACUGAAUAUUAAUUUUGGAGUGUGAGCAAGUGUAAAUAUACAAAGCAAGUGUAAAUAUACAAAUGCUGUUUUGUGUGUUUGUAGUGGUUCAUUGAUACAGUAUUACAGUAGUAAUUGAUAGCUGUGGUUAAAUUCAUAUGCUUGUGGAGUGAGGAUUUCAGUAAUGGUGGGGGUAUGAUAUAUUAUUUCAGACAUAUCAGAUAACAGUGAAAAUAUUACAGUCUGAAGAAGUAAUACUGUUUAAAUGAAUGUAACUAAAUAGUGUAUGUAUCAUAACAUAAACAAUUGUUGGCUAUAUACCAUGUAGUUGCACUAAUGUUAAGAGUUACAGCAUAUUAAAAGUUGCUGAAUGUGGGCCAAUUUGUUUACAAGACAUUUAAGUGUAACUUAAUCUAAAUUGCUGCUCUUUGAAUUUAGCCCAUAAACACAUUAUAUCCACUUAAAAUUUGUGGGAAAAUAAUAAUACAUGGUACCUGUCAUAAAUUACCUUGUUUUAAGUCAUACUAUUGUCUGAAAAUGCAGAAAAUGUAAAAACAUUAAAUUUAAAAUGUGUGUACACUGUAAUAUAAUGGUUGCUGGUUUGUCAUUUGUAUGGCAGAUUCUUUUGUUCAUGGAUAAUAUGAUGUACAUACCUUUUUAGAUUGUUAUUUAUCUCUCCAGUUGUUGCUCCUAUUGUUGCCAGUCUCGUAUAAUGACCAAAGGAAUAUUAAUUAAAAGGUACGAGUAUUGGUAAAUGCUACAUUUGUAUCUGUUGAAAGCAGAGUCCAUAACAGAAGUGCAAUAGUCUCAUAAGAAAUGCUUGAUCGUAUUGUUUGUUUCGGCAGUAGUUUUCUGCUGGAUAAAUUUCCAUUUCACACACAACACAAACUGUAGUUAUCUUCUCAUUUUAACAGAUGUGCAUUAUGUCUGCUACUCUUUUGUAUAUAUAAGGUGUAAAUAUUUUUGCCCAAGAUGUGAUAAAUUAUUUUUUAAAUUCUAAGCAGCAUAUUGAUUUGUUUAAGGCUGUAAUAUAUUUGUGUGUAUUUCAUGGAAGGUUAAGAAUGCUUCUGUGAUUGUAAAUGUCAUGUUGUCAUGUAGAAAUCUACUUAAUAAAUAAUGGUCUCCGUGAAGUAGCAUGUUAAUGAUACCAUGUGAUCUUUUAAAAGUAUUUCCUAUCUUCGGCAGUGGAUGUAACUCAUUUGUUACAUGGAAAUGAAGUUGAAUAAAAAAUAAAGCAGUCAUCAAUCUGAA